Molecule: messenger RNA, 172 nt
Organism: Trichobilharzia szidati
Lineage: Eukaryota; Metazoa; Platyhelminthes; Trematoda; Strigeidida; Schistosomatidae
Source: the annotation of a GenBank genome assembly
ACGAAAAUCUCGGACACAAUUGGAAUUUCUACCACGUGCAAUACAUCGUACACAUGAAAGUCAAGCCGGCAGUGAUCAAACAGAGUCUUCUGAUGAUAAAAGCGAAGUUAAAUCAUCUCCUGUUGAUAACACUAAAACUAAUGAAUAUUUUCGAAAACUUUUUAUGAAAUAA